Messenger RNA from Scomber japonicus (chub mackerel), 2164 nucleotides. RefSeq names its product ephrin-B1 (gene efnb1). Bases 816 to 1919 code for a protein of 367 amino acids. The record is from RefSeq and is a predicted model, not a curated record. Gene Ontology annotation, molecular function: ephrin receptor binding. The transcript is spliced from 5 exons. Lineage: Eukaryota; Metazoa; Chordata; Actinopteri; Scombriformes; Scombridae. Gene Ontology annotation, biological process: ephrin receptor signaling pathway; axon guidance. Gene Ontology annotation, cellular component: plasma membrane.
GCUGCUGCACACAGCGGAGCGCAGAGACUUUUCUACAUGCUCGAAAGAAAAAAUAUGCACCGGCAUGGAAAUGUUGGCGAGCGGAUUUAGAUCCACGGAUCGGACCAGCGAGCAGGUCUAAUCUCACUUGACCACUUUUUGUUUUUGCGCCUGUUGUGUCCAAGCAGCACCCAAAAAAGAAAAAAGAAAAGAGGGGGGCACGUAUAAAUUUACGCACUGGCCGCGCAGCAUGCCUGAGUUGGACUAGAGGCGACCCUGCUGGAGCGCAACACGCUGAGAGCCUGGAGGGAUAUUUACAAUAGAAACUCCAUUCCUUUUUCCAAGAAGAAGAAUAGCAGAGGGGCGGAGGAGUGAAAGAUAACACUGGAAUGAAGUGGAGCUCAGGAUUCCCAGCGUGCUGCGGAGUUGUGACUGAUGGAUGAAUGUGGUCAUCUGUAGGCUAUAUACAGCGACAGGUACAGACACCAUCAGGGGAGCUUUGACAAAAAGGAACGGCGCAGCGCAUGAUCGACAGCUGCAUCGCCCCUAAAAACUGUGCGAUCGGUUAGAUCUGUGUCAUCAUCACACAUCGAAUCGUAUCGCUGAGUUAUAUCUCUAUAUAGAUUUUUUUUAAAAGGUCGUGAAGAGGCUGUUUUCGUCUCAGCCACAGGUCAACCAGGACACUCGGGGCUGCUUUUUCACCCCCUUCAGAUCCUAUUAAGAAACCGAGAGGCUUCUUCUCACGUCCUGUGGACAGUUCAGUCAAGGACACAGGGGUCUGAAGCAGAUUUUUUAAGAAAAAGGACAGAAGGACAUGUAUCUGAUAUCGACCUCACAUGCUCCCGACUGAUCGACGCUCACCUUCCCACCGGGCGAACCACAGAUAUUGGCUGCCAGGCGCACUGUCCGACGCUCUGAGUUAUCGACUCACUGUCUGUACGUUUAUCAGAAUGGCGGGACUCGGUUGUUGGAAGUAUUACCUCUGGAUCUUUAUUUUAAUGUGCAGGUCGGCGUUACCCUCAGCGAAAUCGUUGGAGACUAUAAUUUGGAGCUCGCAGAAUUCCAAGUUUGUGGCUGGAAAGGGCCUGGUGAUCUACCCAGACAUUGGGGACAAAUUGGACAUCAUCUGUCCCAAAGCAGACCAAGGCAGAGAGUAUGAGUUCUACAAGCUGUACCUGGUGAAGAGGGAGCAGGCGGAGAGCUGCAGUACUGUCCUCGAUCCAAAUGUCCUGGUCAACUGUAACAAGCCGGAGAAGGACAUCAAGUUCACCAUCAAAUUCCAGGAGUUCAGCCCCAACUACAUGGGCCUGGAGUUCAAGAAGAAUGUCAAUUACUACAUCACCUCAACGUCCAACGGCACAGUAGAGGGCCUGGAGAACCGGGAGGGAGGUGUGUGCAAGAGCCGAGCCAUGAAAGUCAUCAUGAGAGUCGGGCAAGUCCCAAACGCAGUGAACCCCGAGGUUCCAGAAGACAACACCAUACCGGAGUCCAGUCCCAGCCCGCCUGACCAGGGUCACAAUCUACCCGACAUGCCAGGAAACACUGACCACAUGAAUCAAGACCAGUCUGGUUCCUCUGCAAACUCAGACGGCAUCCUUGGCUCCAAAGUGGCUGUGUUCUCCGCCAUCGGGGCCGGCUGCAUCAUCUUCCUCCUGCUCAUCCUCCUCCUCGUCAUUCUGCUCAUCAAGAUGCGCAAGCGCUCCAGGAAAAACGCCCACUCGCAGCCACGCCCUUCCGCGCUGUCUCUCAGCACGCUGUCCAAUCCCAAGCUGCCAGCGGGCACGGCCGGCACGGAGCCAAGUGAUAUCAUCAUUCCGCUGCGGACAGAGAACAACUACUGCCCUCACUAUGAGAAGGUGAGCGGCGACUAUGGCCACCCCGUCUACAUUGUCCAGGAGAUGCCCCCGCAGAGCCCUGCCAACAUCUACUACAAAGUCUGAAACUCUCCGCGCAGCCAGCGACAGAGCCAGGAGAGAGAAUGAGAGGAGCGCUUGAUUUAUGUUCUCGGAAAGAACACUUUCCUUUGCAUUUUGGGGACUUGAUGGUUCCUUCAAGCCCCUGUUAUUUCUACCACCUGCUGCACAAAUCUGGAGAGACACGCACUGACCAGUAAUCAGCGGGCUUUCAAGCUGACUGAUGAGAAAAGUUUAUUCUGUUUGUUUGGGUUGUCUGACAAUCCCCCCCC